AUGUCAUCUACUGGUGUUGGUCCACAGUGUUUUAUCAAGUCCAGAGUCAACGCAGCUGUCUACCAGGAGGUUUUAGAACACUUCAUGGUUCCUUCUGCUGACAACCUUUAUGGGGAUGCAGAUUUCAUUUUUCCAGCAGGAUUUGGCACCUGCCCACACUGCCAAAAGUACCAAUACUGGUUUAAUGAACAUGGAAUUACUGUGCUUGAUUGGCCAGCAAACUCGCCUGACCUGCACCCCAUAGAAAAUCUAUGGGAUAUUGUCAAGAGGAAGAUGAGAGACACAAGACACAACAAUGCAGAUGAGCUGAAGGCCACUAUCAGAGCAACUUGGGCUGUCAUAACACCUCAGCAGUGCCACAGGCUGAUAGCCUCCAUGCCACGCCACAUUGAUGCAGUUAUUAAUGUGAAAGGAGCCCCAACCAAAUUCAACCCUCUGAAGGCGCUGCAGCCCAAACGCCGAUUGCAGCAAAUAUUGGCGUCCUCGCCCGUCCCGGUGCCCAAGCCGGAGUCAGGGUCGGGGACUGCUGCAUCAGCAGCCACAGCGCCAGUGGCCAUUCCUGUGCCUGCGCCCCCUGCUUUUGACUACUGCAGGUUCAUAGAGCUAGACUACGUUCCCAUGGAGACAGGCUAUAUGGUUUCAAUGCGCCCGACUAAAGGCUAUACAUCGACCAAGUCGCCAACUAAAGGAUACGCUUCCACCAAGCGGACUCCAGCCGCGCCCAGUAAUAGAGAUCCCUAUGGCAACACCUCCCUCAGCAGCAGCAGCAACUCAGGUUCUUGUAAAGGCAGCGACUGCAGCCCCACCAAAGGACGUCACCAGAAGUACACAUCAUGUACAGACAACCAUGGUAUCCGGCCGCCUCCGCCAGAGCAGUACCUCACACCCCUUCAGCAGAAGGAGGUGUGUAUCCGACACCUGCGGGCCAGGCUAAAGGAAACCAUCACCACUCUUCAAGACAGGGACACAGAGAUAGAUGAGCUGAGAGGGCAGCUUUACAGAAUGCAGGAGGACUGGGUUGAGGAGGAGUGUCACCGUGUGGAGGCUCAGUUGGCCCUAAAAGAUGCACGUCAGGAGAUCCAGCAGCUCAAACAGGCUGUCGACACUGUUCGGGCCAGGCUCAGUGAAGCUGGGGGGCUCAGUGGGGACAUAGGGGUCCAGAAGUACUUCCAGGACAUCAACACUCAGAACCACAAGCUUGAGAACCUUUUGCUCAGCAUGGAGAUAGCCCAAGCUGGAUUAGCUAAGGAGGGGGAAGGCAUACCAGGCUGUCGGAUCCGUGUCGGAGGUUCAGCACCGGCAUCUGUAUCAGGGGAAAGUCCAGGAGCAAUACCCAAACCAGCAGUAGGUGGGAGGGGGUCUUGCUCUUGUGAUGGUUCCCCAGCUCGUUCUCUUACCCGGAGCUCCACCUACACCAAGCUGAGCGAUCAGGCGCUGGCAGACCGGAACGGCAAUGGGCCAGACUUUCCAUGUCUUUCAGGUGAUGGUACCCAGGACAGUGGCUUUGGAUGCGGUGGGGAGAGCAGCGUCCCCAGUCGGGCUGACUUACUGCUGGAGGCUGCCUUCCUCUCUGAGGAAACAGCAUCUUUACUCAACUCCUACGCACAGAUGCCACACUCUUCCACCUAUGAGAAGCUUUGCACAGGGGAACGGAUGGCACCAUUUCGUUGCGGCCUGGGCGGAGUGAGCUGUAUGAGUCACCCUUGCCUGUCCCACCAUCAUCUGUACCUGCAUCCUCUGCGGGAGACAGGCAUUCAGACUGAAAGCUGUCCCAUCCCUGCAGCAGGAUACCCUUCGGACCUAGACACCAUCGCAGAGCAACGCACUUUUCGCUCCCAAGCCUGCAGCCCCACCUCCACCUGGAUGUCUGAUGAGGGGGAGGAGGAGCUAGACUCCAUCACUACCACCACUUCAGUAACCACAGCGACGGUCAUGAGCACAGCCACAGAACCGAUCCCAGUCUCCAAAACGCCAUUGGUUCCUCCCUUACCACGGUCUGCCACUGUGGCGUGUUCGAUGGAGAGUCCUCUGUGCGAGAAGGGUGGAAAAACACUGGAAAACCUCAACCUGGAAGACAGGCACCAAGAAGUUGAUCGAUUAGCAGGAUCAACACAGACAGACACAGCAGAGCUGAGUCCAAGUCACCCAAGACCAUCACCAGGCAUAGAACAGCCUCAUACCUCCCAGCCAAAAAGAUCCACUUCCCAUGAGGAGAUAGCAGGAGAAGAUAACCGACCAAGAAAAUCUACUUCUCAUGAGGAGAUAGCCGGUGUCAUUGUGGUGGAGGUGCAUGAUAGCGAGGAUGAUGACGAAGAUGAAACUAAAGAGCAAGGUGCCACAGGGGGCGAUACAACAGAGCAGGAAGACUCCACCUCUGGGCAAGUUCAGAAGAGCUACUGGAGUCGUCACUUCCUGGUCGAUCUGCUGGCGGUGGCCAUCCCUAUGGUGCCAACUGUGGCGUGGCUCUGUCGUGGUCCAGUCAGAGGUAGACAGCCCAUAUAUCAUAUAGGGUCGUUGCUGAGGGGCUGUUGCACUGUGGCACUGCACUCGCUGCGCAGGGGAGGUGGAUUGAGGCAUUACCCCGCAGGCGGGGGAGACAUGGGUGGAUCACAGAUAUAA
Messenger RNA from Scomber japonicus (chub mackerel), 2619 nucleotides. It is a transcript of the gene snphb, whose product is annotated as syntaphilin b. Gene Ontology annotation, molecular function: nucleic acid binding. The record is from RefSeq and is a predicted model, not a curated record. NCBI's taxonomy places the organism in Eukaryota, Metazoa, Chordata, Actinopteri, Scombriformes, Scombridae. The transcript has 8 exons. Bases 1 to 2619 code for a protein of 872 amino acids. Gene Ontology annotation, cellular component: cytoplasmic microtubule; mitochondrion. Gene Ontology annotation, biological process: neuron differentiation.